AUGCCUGGUGCAAGCCGUAUCAAUAAAUGAUUUACCAGAUACACAGCGACAGGUAGUCUAUCUAUCUACAGCAAGACUGGACUGCAUACACAGUUUACUGUAGCUUGCUUGCUUGUUUGCUCUCCAGGUGUUUUCAUCAAGAUGUGGCAUUACCUGGGCUUCUUACCUGUUCACACCUGGGUCCUAUUUCUACUCUUCCUGGUGCUGCUUUUAGUAUAUGGAUACUGGCCCUAUGACACCUUCCAGAAACUGGGCAUCCCAGGCCCAAAGCCUGUGCUGUUUUUUGGAAACAUGCUCAACUACAAAAAGGGUUUCCACAACUUUGACAUGGAGUGUUUCCACAAGUAUGGGAAGAUGUGGGGAAUUUUUGAUGGGCGGCAACCUAUCCUCUGCACCAUGGACACAGAGCUGAUCAAAACGGUCAUGGUGAAGGAGUGCUACUCCUAUUUUACCAACAGACGGAAUUUUGGUCUCAAUGGGCCCAUGUAUGAUGCAAUCUUCAAUGCUGAGGAUGAGGACUGGAGGAGGAUUCGCAGUGUGCUGUCUCCCUCUUUCACCAGCGGACGACUGAAGGAGAUGUUUGGGAUCAUGAAGUCUCACUCCUCCAACCUGGUCAAGAGCAUGAGGAAGGAUGCUAAUGUCAGCAAGCCUUCCAACACCAAAGAGUAUUUUGGUGCGUACAGCAUGGAUGUGGUGACCAGCACUGCGUUCAGUGUGGACAUUGACUCCCUCAACAACCCCAAAGACCCCUUCGUCACCCACAUCAAGAAGAUGCUCAAGUUUGACCUGCUGAACCCUCUCCUCAUUAUCGUCUUAUUCUUCCCUUUCAUGACACCUGUCCUGGAGAGGAUGGGGUUCGCCCUGUUCCCCCUAUCUGUGACAGACUUCUUUUACGCUUCCCUGAAGAACAUCCAGGCCCAGAGGGAGACCAUCACUCCUAAGAAAAGAGUUGACUUCCUACAGCUGAUGAUGGACUCACAGUCCACAAAGGCUAGAGACAACAUAACAGGAGAAGAGAUACACAAGGGUCUGAACGACCAUGAGAUUCUGUCUCAGUCGUUGCUGUUCAUCUUUGCUGGCUACGAGACCACCAGCACAACCUUGAACUUCCUGUGUUACAACUUGGCCACAAACCCAGACACCAUGAAGAAGCUGCAGGAUGAGAUCGAUGAGGUCUUCCCAGACAAGUCCGAUGUCCAAUACGAGCCCUUGAUGCAGAUGGAGUAUCUGGACUGUGUGAUCAAUGAAACCCUACGCCUCUACCCGCCCGCUGCUCGCGUUGACAGGGUCUGCAAGAAGACAGUGGACAUCCGCGGCGUCCUCAUCCCCAAGGGGAUGGUGGUCAUGGCCCCCACGUUUCCCCUCCAAAGAGAUCCGGACCUUUGGACCGACCCAGACACUUUCAAUCCAGAGAGGUUCAGUAAGGAGAACAAGGACAGCAUUGACCCCUAUUCAUUCCUGCCGUUUGGGAUUGGACCCAGGAACUGUCUGGGGAUGCGGUUCGCUCUGGUGAGCAUGAAGCUGGCCAUUGUGGAACUCCUGCAGAACUUCACUCUCUCCACCUGUGCAGAGACAGAGAUCCCACUGGAGUUGGACACGUUUGGGUUCAUGGCUCCGAAGAGAUCCAUCAAACUACAGCUGGUACCCAGAUCAUCUGCAGCUCAGCCCAGCCCCAGAGGAUGAACACACACACACACACACACACACACACACACACACACACACACACACACACACACACACACACACACACACACACACACACAC
Messenger RNA from Engraulis encrasicolus (European anchovy), 1767 nucleotides. RefSeq names its product cytochrome P450 3A30-like. The coding region runs from base 142 to 1683 and encodes 513 amino acids. The transcript is spliced from 13 exons. The record is from RefSeq and is a predicted model, not a curated record. Gene Ontology annotation, molecular function: iron ion binding; steroid hydroxylase activity; heme binding. Lineage: Eukaryota; Metazoa; Chordata; Actinopteri; Clupeiformes; Engraulidae.